Molecule: messenger RNA, 1103 nt
Organism: Brienomyrus brachyistius
Lineage: Eukaryota; Metazoa; Chordata; Actinopteri; Osteoglossiformes; Mormyridae
Gene: cebp1
Product: CCAAT/enhancer binding protein (C/EBP) 1
Exons: 3
Coding region: 486-818 (110 amino acids)
Biological process (GO): DNA-templated transcription; myeloid cell differentiation; regulation of transcription by RNA polymerase II
Molecular function (GO): RNA polymerase II cis-regulatory region sequence-specific DNA binding; DNA-binding transcription factor activity, RNA polymerase II-specific
Source: RefSeq, a predicted model, not a curated record
AAAAGGCAGAGCGAGGAAGACAGAAAGUCACAGAGCGUAAGAGGCAGUGUGGGAGAAAGGAGAGCAACCAGACCGAAGGAGAGCAGAGCGAGAGCUUCGGAGGAAGAGGUGGCUUGGUUCGUCAGUUCCAUGUUCAAUCAAUUGCCUUUGUGUAGUGAUGUGUGAUGUGAAAAAGAUUAUGUCGGACCCUCAGUCUUCCGGCCUGGAUGAGUGUACCCCCUUGUCGUCCCCUCCCGUUCUCUUCCCUCAAUCAUCCCUCCUUCCAUGGGACCCCUUCGGGCCUCUGACCCCUGACUCAUCGGGCCCAACCCCUAGACCCCCUGUCCAGCCACGCUGCGCAGGGUGAGGGCUGUUGUAUGGCCAGCCUCCAGGGCUGCAGGGAGUGGUGAGGAUGGACAUGGACAGGAUGGGGGGACAGAUCAUGGGUUACCCCUAUCUACCAUACUCGCCGUGCCUGAGUGGCGCUGCCAGUGACAGAGCCGCCCAUGUUCUGCACCAGGAGUUCUCGCCCUUCCUCCCACCCCCGCCCCCUGGCCUCCUCCGGCAGCCCCCCGCAGAAGAAGAGCCUGAGCAAGGACAGCAUCGAGUACCGCCUACGGCGUGAGAGGAACAACAUCGCUGUGAGGAAGAGCCGCGACAAGGCGAAGCGCCGCGUGCAGCUCACCCAGCAAAGAGCGAUCCAGCUGCAGGAGGAGAACCACGGACUACAGGCACUAAUCACGCAGCUGACACAGGAACUGGACACUCUUAAGCAAAUCCUGUCGCAGCGCCACCUGCAGCGCAGAGAUAAUAAUCUUGCAGAGGACGAGAGCUAUUAAUGUGGAUUUAGAAUAGGAAGACAAGACUUGUAUUUGGGUUAGGGUUCGGCUUAGGCUUAGGGUUAGGGUUGGCUUUAGGGAACCAACUGGAAAGCACUGUUCAUUUCUGUUUUUAAACUCCAUUUUAUGUGCAAAUAUGUGGUGUUUAAUUACCAAUUCAGUUAUUUGUUUUCUUCUGCUGUGCAUUUUUUAGGGAGAAAUGGCAAUCUUCUGUGUAAAAAGUCUGUUAUUAAACUGGAUUGUGAAUCUAAGCUUUUUCAAUAAAAUAAAACUUCAAUUUCUAAA